Molecule: messenger RNA, 1832 nt
Organism: Nipponia nippon (crested ibis)
Lineage: Eukaryota; Metazoa; Chordata; Aves; Pelecaniformes; Threskiornithidae
Source: RefSeq, a predicted model, not a curated record
UAAGAUGGAUAUCCGAGGUGCUGUAGAUGCUGCUGUCCCAACAAACAUCAUUGCUGCUAAAGCUGCUGAAGUUCGGGCAAACAAAGUAAACUGGCAGUCGUAUCUCCAAGGGCAGAUGAUUUCAGGUGAAGACUGUGAAUUUAUUCAAAGAUUUGAACAGAAAAGAAAUCCAGAAGAAAAACAGGAGUUGUUGCAAACAGAAGGCAAUCAAUGUGCUAAAACAUUUAUAAACUUGAUGACUCAUAUCUCCAAGGAACAGACGGUUCAGUACAUUCUGACUAUGGUUGAUGAUAUGCUGCAAGAAAAUCAUCAGCGUGUUUGUAUCUUCUUUGAUUAUGCAAAACGUGGUAAAAACACUGCAUGGUCCUAUUUUCUGCCGAUGUUGAAUCGACAAGAUCUUUUCACUGUGCAUAUGGCAGCAAGAAUUAUUGCCAAACUGGCUGCAUGGGGGAGGGAACUUAUGGAAGGCAGUGACUUGAAUUACUAUUUCAACUGGAUUAAAACUCAGCUCAGUUCACAGAAACUACGUGGUACAGGGGGUUCUGUGGAAACAGGAGCAGUCUCCACAAGUGAUAGUUCCCAGUAUGUACAAUGUGUGGCUGGAUGUCUGCAGCUGAUGCUUAGGGUCAAUGAAUAUCGCUUUGCGUGGGUAGAAGCAGAUGGAGUAAAUUGUAUCAUGGGGGUCUUGAGCAACAAAUGUGGCUUCCAGCUCCAGUAUCAGAUGAUUUUCUGUGUGUGGCUGCUGGCAUUUAGCCCUCAAAUGUGUGAAUAUCUCCGUCGGUAUAAUAUUGUUCCAGUGCUGUCGGAUAUUCUGCAGGAAUCUGUCAAAGAGAAAGUAACUAGAAUCAUCCUUGCAGCAUUUCGGAAUUUGUUAGAGAAGUCUACUGAGAGAGAAACUCGCCAAGAAUAUGCUCUUGCCAUGAUUCAGUGUAAAGUUUUAAAGCAGCUAGAGAAUUUGGAUCAGCAGAAAUAUGAUGAUGAAGACAUAAGUGAAGAUAUCAAAUUUCUACUGGACAAGCUCGGUGAGAGCGUGCAGGACCUUAGCUCCUUCGAUGAGUACAGUUCUGAGCUCAAGUCAGGAAGACUGGAGUGGAGUCCUGUACACAAGUCUGAGAAGUUUUGGCGGGAGAAUGCUGUAAGACUAAAUGAGAAGAAUUAUGAACUACUCAAAAUCCUGACAAAACUUCUGGAGGUUUCUGAUGAUCCGCAAGUGCUGGCUGUAGCUGCUCAUGAUGUGGGAGAAUAUGUACGACACUAUCCCCGUGGGAAACGAGUGAUUGAACAGCUUGGUGGUAAACAGCUGGUAAUGAACCACAUGCAUCAUGAAGACCAACAAGUUCGUUAUAAUGCACUACUGGCUGUGCAGAAGCUGAUGGUUCACAACUGGGAAUACCUUGGAAAGCAGUUGCAGUCAGAACAACCUCAAACGGCCACUGCACGGAGCUAAACACUUCUGUCAGUUCAUGCUUAUAACUACAGUAUGUUUGUCUUUAAUAUCAAGGAAACACUGAAAUCACAUGUUCUUUGCCUGCUACUAGUGCAUAACCUUUCCAGCUUUCCUCUAGUGUUGUUUGCUUAGUAAAAAUUUGUUUGUUCAACUAGUUCUGAUGAUUAUGCCUAUUAGCUUCGUGUUAUAUUCUGAAUGUAUAUGAGGAAAUGUGGCUAAUAUAUUGCGUUUGUUUUAUGUAUUUAUUCUCAAAAUAAAGAAUGUUAUUAAAGUAUAUUCAUUCCAUGUUAUAAUUAGCCUAGAAACAUUGUUCUCUUCUUUUAGUGGGUUAUCAGUGUUGUCACUUUGCAAGAAAAGCAGGUAGCCCUUAUAUGUCUCCAGACAA